Molecule: messenger RNA, 3362 nt
Organism: Polyodon spathula (Mississippi paddlefish)
Lineage: Eukaryota; Metazoa; Chordata; Actinopteri; Acipenseriformes; Polyodontidae
Product: protein FAM241B-like
Exons: 3
Coding region: 96-458 (120 amino acids)
Cellular component (GO): intracellular membrane-bounded organelle
Source: RefSeq, a predicted model, not a curated record
GCUAGUAAGUGUCGCAAAUUACUGUGGUAGAAGAAAAGCAAAUUGGAUUAGGUUAGUAUUACAGAGGAAAGGCAUUAACAUUGCAGUCUGAGAGGAUGGUUCGGAUUUUGGCCAAUGGAGAGAUUGUGCAGGACGAUGACCCCCGGGUACGGAAAACCCACAAUCGGAGAGAGGAGGUCCAUGUGCCCCGGCAGGGUUUCAUCCAUCAGACUCGCGGUGGAGCGCAGGCACAGAACACACCACAGGCUCCUCAUGCUCCCAGGGGUCAGGGCCGCUCCGCCUUCUCUGACAUGAAUCAGCUGCUGGUCAACCUGGGCUUCCCCCGCUGGAACCUGGGCACGCAGGUCAUAGAGCCGCUCAUGUCUGUCGGGCUGCUGCUGGUCUUGGCCGUGGUGGGGGUCCGGGGGGCCCUGCUCAUGGGGCUACUCUACGUGGUAGUGACCCGCAGCCAGCAGUGAUCCCACAGGGACCCCGAGCCCUCGGCAUGCCAGCCUGGACUCGGAGCACACAGAGCAGCUUUCCAAUCCAGGGCGCUCCUGCAGGCUUCUGCUGGGAUUGCUGUAAGAAUAUGGAGCAUGGCACAUGGUCUGUCUUGAGGGUCUUCACUGUUUUAUCUGCAUUUAAUGAUUCUCAGGGAACAUGCUGCAUUUCUGUAGCUUAGUCACCUGUUGUGCCACAGAAAAAACAGAGAUGUGCUUCAAAGCUCUAUAAUUAUGAAUGCAGACAAGCCUGGCUCUUUUGCAUUGUGGGGCCUAUUCUUUUGAUUUAAACGGUGGCUGAUCUAAACACAGCUGCUGUUUGAAUCAUUAAAGAAGGGAACUUUGUGAAAACCAGCAUCUCUUACUAUGUGUGUUGAUGUCUUUAGUGUGUAUUUAUCUUUUAAAAGUUUGAUACGGUCCUAAUCGAAUGUUUAAAUGGUGGCAGUAUUUAGAGCCACAACUGUAUAAAUCCAGGGAUGGAAAUAAGAUUCCUAAUGCAUAGUAAUUUGAUCCAUUUUUGGUUUUAUUAUUGGUUUAACAAUUCAUGCCUUAGCUUGAUAUAUACACUGUGUGGCUAAUCAAGCUUACAUUAAAACAUGGAAUGGGUAAAACUGCUAUGCAACAAGGGGCUUAUUUCCAUCCCUGGUUUAGAUCAGUUGAAUAUAGGGGUGUAUCUUCACUUUCAGAAACAGUGCUUUCAGAUCCUAGUUGUUCAUAAUUAAGUUUAUACAAAUUACAGGUUUUAAUACAGAUUCUUUCUAAAAUACAGUUUUGUAUAUUUAUAGGCACAGGUGUUACCAGCAUGUGAAGAAACAGACACUGCAAUGUAAACAAACCUGCAGGUCUGUUUUAAACCUGCUACCUGCUUCACCUAUAGGGUUUACAACAGGAUCUCAGUGACCAGAUUAGGGAAUGUUUUCAUGGGAGGUUCAAUCAAAUCCCAAGCUCUACUGUCCUGGUCGCCAGAAAGGUGUUUUAACAAAAUAUCAGGAAAUUGGAACGUAAAUGGUCGGGAGAAGACCUGUUAUAGAAGCAUUAAUUAGCAGCUGUGUGCAGAGGUAUUUAAUAUAUUUAAAUGUAAGUGAUUAUUGGUGAGUUUUUUCUUCUUCUUUCAAAGCAUUUCAGAAUGCAUCUUGGUUUGGUCCUGCAAUUUCAUGCCCGGUUUGAAGCAAAUGUCUUGUUUGUUGUUGAAUUCUGUUAUAAACGAGCAUCCAUAACUAUCUUGAACUUCUCAGUCUAGUAGACAGUUGUCUUUUUAUUCAGCUUGUUUUGGCUGUAUCAUUCAAUGUCAUUUGUAAUACGCCCACAGUUGAACUGCUCAUCGUCAUUUUUUUUAAACUUCACAUUUUUUCCAGUUGCCAAAAGUCAUCUUGUUCAUAAUUAAUGGAGUAGAAAGGAUGGAACCAGUUUCCUAUCCUGAAGAAUACCCAGCACCCAGCUUUAAAAAGAAUCUCAUUAAAAUGAGAGAAUGCUGAGCUUUCACAACUUGGUUAGAAUUUGAAACCAUUUUAACCAAGAAAGACUUAGAGGCCAAGAGAAACAUUCUAAAACAACAGGCUGUUCAAGUGUUAAAUAUGGAUUGGUAGGAAAAUGAGAUCCAGGAGCCUGUUCUUUUACACAGUUCACCUGGAUCUUUGGCAAUUUGUAUGCAAUACAGUGUACAUAGAACUGUAAGACUGACCCCAAGACAUUGUGGACUUGCCUUAACCAUCUCAAAAUGGUGUUACUGGGAAUUCAGUUGAGACUGCUUCAUUGCUAGAGGGCAGAGUUGUGUUGUCCAGUUUCCCUCUUCAAUGUCGGACAGAAUAGAAAUUGUAAUUUUGUCAGACAUGUACAAAGGCUUAACUUUACUCAUAGGCUGUUUCAUGUUCCACUGGUGGGCUGCCACAGUAACCUCACAGACCUGCAAUACAUGUGUGCAGCAUAUGAGCUGCUUCUUCAUGGUCCCAAUAUCCAAAAUACAUGAGAUCAUUACUGUAAAGAAGAUGCCUUCUUGGUUUAGGGAAAUUCUACAUGCAUGCUUAGAAGUGCAUUUUGAAACUUAAAAAUAUGUUUACACACAUGCCACGAUUAUUUUCUAACUGGAACAAGAAUUGACCCUAUGUUUUAAGCAUGGCUGUUGGAGAUAAACAUGCUUUUUCCAACAUUGCCCAUAAUGUCAAUCUCUUCCAGAGAAGCUGCAGUAGAACCGUGUUGCUUUAAAAAUGUGUUGCUUGCCAUACAGCUGUGUUCACUGGCUUUGCAGUCUUAUCUGGGUGGCCCAACACUGCUGCUAUUUCUUGUGGUUUUGGUCAGUAGGUCAGGUCUCUCUCACCUCCUCCUGCAGUGCUAAUUGUAACUGGUUUCUGAUUCACUCUCUUGACACACUGCAGUAUACACAGUCUUUGGGCCGUUUGUACAGCUUUUCUAACCAAUGAUGUCAGAAGGCCUGGAUCGAGAGAGGUGAAGAACCAUUUAGAAUUGGAACUUGUAUUUAAGUGCAAUUUGCCUUGUGUAGUAUUUUAACCAGUUCAUUUAUUAAUACCAUGCUGUUUUGCUUGCUUCCAGAUGUGUUCGUCUUAGGAUUUAAAUGGCACAAUCUACAAGACAUGUCAAAAGUAGACAGACACUCAGAAUAUAGAUGUGUGAAAUUGAUAUGUGAUGCAUUUUCUCUGCUGUACACAUCCAUUAAUUUAAUCAGAUGUAUGUUCAUUUUAAAGUAUGCUCCAAGUUAAAGAAAGCUCUGUUUUCAAGCCAUGCUGUUAGACUGUUUUGCACUUCCUGGGUCACCUGGACAGUGAAAUGGUCCCCACCUCUUCACUGGCUUUUUUCCUGUCAAUAACCAAUCAGCUGCUUCCUCUAUUGACUGACAUGCUCUGAGCCAGUAACAUGCUUUGACCAACA